Formica exsecta is the source of this 516-nucleotide messenger RNA. RefSeq lists its product as uncharacterized. Bases 1 to 378 code for a protein of 125 amino acids. The transcript is spliced from 3 exons. The record is from RefSeq and is a predicted model, not a curated record. NCBI's taxonomy places the organism in Eukaryota, Metazoa, Arthropoda, Insecta, Hymenoptera, Formicidae.
AUGACGUUGAAAUCUUUAAUCAAUUUUGGAAAUUUUGGAAAAGCUCCUUGGGAUGCAUCUAUCGCCGAACGUUAUCAUAGUGACGAAAGUGGUUAUCAUCACGGGUAUCGCGGAAGCUCUAAAGGAAAAGAUGGAAGUAGCGCUGCGCUGAGUGCAUUGACCUUGCUCGCUUUCCUAUUUCUUUUAAACGUUAUGCAGCAAUCUUUGCAGGACAAUAACUCGACACUCGCCCCGACAACCACCGCACUAUUAUUACGAGACACCGAAAUGCCAAUUGUCUUGGACAAUGAAGAGGAAAAAAAUACUAAGACAACAGACGAUUUUGUGGAUGUAGCAAAUACAUAUGGUUCAAGAACAACGAUAAAAAGUUACGCAUAAGGUGCGGAGAUUGACUAUCUGACAGCCUUACAUUUUCUAGAAAGAGAUAGCUCUUUUCUCAAAUAUCACAUUUUUAUAUUCGAGAAUAUUUUUAUUCUUAGUUUCUUCUUAAUUUUGAGUAUUCAAUUUAUAUAUGUG